AAAACGAUUGAGAUGAAUAAGAAGUAAGAUUGUUUGACACAUGUUUAUUGAUUUUUUAUUUGUCACAAAAUUGGAAGGUUGAAGUUUACUUGAUACACACAAAACAAAUAAAACAGACUACGCUGCUUUUCCGAUAUCUAAAAAGUAUUUGAUUUAGUAUUGGAAGUGGUGUGAAUUAAUCUUUGUAGCUGAUACGCAAACUAAUAAAUUUGAAAAUGUUCAACCAAAGUUCAAUGAGUUCUUUUGGUGGAACUGCGACACCAAGCACAGCAAACCCUAUGAAAGAUUUUGAAGUUGUGCAGUGCAGUGGAGAUUCCAUUAGUUCCAUGGCGUUUUCUCCCGCUACUUUGCCGCAAAAUUUUUUGAUAGCAAGUAGCUGGGAUUGUAAUGUCAGAUGUUGGGAAAUCGAACAAAAUGGUACAAGCAUUCCAAAAUCCAUGCAAACCUGUGGAGCUCCUCUAUUAGAUGUAGCUUGGAGCGACGAUGGAACUAAAGUUUUUAUGGCUGGAUGUGACAAACAAGCUAAAAUGUGGGAUUUGGCAAGUAAUCAAGUAGUUCAAGUCGCGAUGCACGAUGCUCCAAUUAAAACAUGCCACUGGAUAAAAGCCCCAAAUUAUUCUUGUUUAAUGACAGGUUCUUGGGAUAAAACAUUGAAAUUUUGGGAUACUCGCAGUCCUAAUCCAAUGAUGAGUAUUAACUUGCCUGAGAGAUGCUAUUGUGCUGAUGUAGAUUAUCCUAUGGCAGUAGUUGGAACUGCUGGAAGGCAGAUUAUUGUCUAUCAAUUGGAAGGAAAGCCUCAGGAGUAUAAAAAAUUGGAUAGUCCCUUAAAAUAUCAACAUAGAUGUGUUGCUAUAUUUAGAGACAAGAAGAAAUCACCUACUGGAUACGCAUUAGGUUCAGUAGAAGGUAGAGUAGCAAUCCAGUAUGUUAAUCCGACAAAUCCCAAAGAUAAUUUCACCUUCAAAUGCCAUCGUUCGAAUGGGACACCUAAUGGUUAUCAGGAUAUCUAUGCUGUUAAUGAUAUAGCUUUCCAUCCUGUUCAUGGGACUUUGGCAACUGUUGGUGCAGACGGUUCUUUCAGUUUUUGGGAUAAAGAUGCCAGAACAAAAUUGAAACCUUCAGAGUUAAUGGAACAACCUAUUUCGAGAUGUGCUUUCAACCAUAAUGGACAAAUAUUCGCUUACGCCGUGAGCUAUGAUUGGAGUAAAGGUCACGAGUUUUACAACUCUCAAAAGAAAAAUUACAUCUUCUUAAGACCAUGUUAUGAUGAACUUAAACCCAGAACAACAUCUUAAAUUACUUUAUAGUUUUCGCUUUAAUGUAUAUUACUGUUCUUAAAAUAAACCAUUUUACACUA
Molecule: messenger RNA, 1357 nt
Organism: Diorhabda sublineata
Lineage: Eukaryota; Metazoa; Arthropoda; Insecta; Coleoptera; Chrysomelidae
Gene: Rae1
Product: protein Rae1
Exons: 3
Coding region: 216-1295 (359 amino acids)
Biological process (GO): RNA export from nucleus; transcription-dependent tethering of RNA polymerase II gene DNA at nuclear periphery
Cellular component (GO): nuclear pore
Molecular function (GO): ubiquitin binding; RNA binding
Source: RefSeq, a predicted model, not a curated record